This is a messenger RNA of Momordica charantia (bitter melon), 797 nucleotides long. RefSeq lists its product as uncharacterized. Gene Ontology annotation, cellular component: ribosome. Gene Ontology annotation, molecular function: structural constituent of ribosome; 5S rRNA binding. The record is from RefSeq and is a predicted model, not a curated record. Gene Ontology annotation, biological process: translation. Lineage: Eukaryota; Viridiplantae; Streptophyta; Magnoliopsida; Cucurbitales; Cucurbitaceae.
UACUUAAAAUGAAAAGUCGUGGGUGGACGAAUGAACUCAAUCUGCACGAUGGCUUUCACAGCAGUAUCUUCUUCACUGCCGUCUUGUUCUUCUGUGCGUUCAGUUCUCUCUUCCCAGUGGCUAUCAGAUCCCACCACUCCAUCACGGAAACCCUCGUCUCUCUCGUGGGUAUCUUCAUUUCCGAAUAUUAGCAUAUCUACAGGCUCGUCUUCCAUCUCUUCGAAUCCCGCGCAUGCAAAGGUUUUAUUUAUUCAAUCAGCUUGGACACGAAGGUCUCGAGGGGAGGCUGCAAAGAGACCGAACAAGAAAUCAUGGAAACAGAGGACAGAUAUGUAUAUGAGGCCAUUCUUACUAAAUGUUUUCUUUUCGAAGAAAUUUAUCCAUGCGAAGGUAAUGCAUAGAGGAACAAGCAAAGUGAUAUCAGUGGCGACAACAAAUGCAAAGGAUCUGAGGAACAGUCUACCUUCACUUACAGAUCACAAUGCAUGCAGAGUAAUAGGGAAGCUUAUUGCUGAGAGAUCGAAGGAAGCAGAUGUAUAUGCAAUGUCGUAUGAGCCUAGGAAGGAUGAAAGAGUUGAAGGUAAGCUUGGUAUUGUUAUUGAUACCAUCAAGGAGAACGGGAUCAUGUUUGUACCUUGAAUUUAAAUAAAGAAAAGCAUUACAGCUGAUGUAAAGCCUCCUUAUAGGGCUGGAAAAGCUUACAUCUUCCUGUUUUCAUUCUUUCAUGUUGUAGGAAUUUCAUGAAACCGAAAUAUCCGAUUCUAUUACAGGACUUAUUUUAUGAUUUCCUUUAUGAA